Messenger RNA from Phymastichus coffea, 10677 nucleotides. It is a transcript of the gene hyd, whose product is annotated as E3 ubiquitin-protein ligase hyd. The transcript is spliced from 30 exons. Bases 404 to 9064 code for a protein of 2886 amino acids. The record is from RefSeq and is a predicted model, not a curated record. Gene Ontology annotation, molecular function: RNA binding; ubiquitin-protein transferase activity; ubiquitin binding. Gene Ontology annotation, biological process: DNA damage response; regulation of double-strand break repair; protein polyubiquitination. Gene Ontology annotation, cellular component: nucleus. NCBI's taxonomy places the organism in Eukaryota, Metazoa, Arthropoda, Insecta, Hymenoptera, Eulophidae.
UACACGAAGCAAAUAAAUAAUCUUCUAGAUGGUUUUUAUUUGUAGAAAAUUUGAUAAAUUUGGACAGUAAAUUAAAUGUGAGAGAUUAAACGAAAAAAAUCGAUUAUCCAAUUGAUCAAACAUUACCUUCAAUACUAUUAUCAAUAAAGUUGCUUAACCUGAUGUCUUUUUGAACACCAAUGACAUCACACGGAUGAGUUUAUGAAAGUAAAGCGAUUGCACUGCACGUUCAAAACAUGGCCGAACGUCGUGUUGGGCUCAAGCAACAGCAGCAGCGAAAAAUUUGGCGUUGAGUGUUGUGCGUUAAUUUUUUUUCUUGUUAAGUGAGUACAAAAUUGAUACGUAGAUAAUUAUCACGAAUCGAGCAACUAGCCGACUUUCUAGGUGAGGCUCACCACCAACAAUGAGCUCGAUACACUUUGUCGUCCAUCCCCUACCAGGGACGGACGACCAACUCAACGACAGGUUAAAAGAGGUAGCAGAAAAAAUCAAUAGAUAUGGUUUUAUCACUCCACCAGCCCUCAGUGGACUCAAAACAUCGAUUAAAAAAAUUGUUGUUGGACCAUCACACAUUGGACUACUCCUUGAUGACAACAGAAUUUGCCGUGUUGCUUUCACAGUUCUUUAUGAUAGAUUAGAUUUACGAAAAAAUGAACCAAAUAGAAAUACCAGUAAAAGUCACGUUGGCAGCUCAUCAGCAGCAUCUGCAGGAGGCACCGGUACCAGUGGUACAAGUGGUAGUGGUAGUGGUGGUGGUGCCAGCGGUGGUGGAGGUGGUAGUAACAGCGGCGGCGGAGGCGGUAGUAGUCGUGCCGGCAUCACACGCUCGCGUGCUCGUCUCAUGCGUAACAAUGCCAUUCGUGGUAGUGCGAGUGCAAGCGGAAACGCCAGCAGUGGUAGUGGACGAAUUGGACCACCUGGUGUUAUUAUGGGUGGAAGUAGUGGUAGUUCAAGACCUAUUGUCUCAGUACCUGCACCAUUUGUACCCGAAGACCUUAUCUCACAGGCACAAGUUGUACUACAAGGCAAAAGCCGCAAUUUAAUAAUGCGCGAGCUGCAACGCACAAACCUUGACGUGAAUCUUGCAGUAAACAAUCUGCUGUCAAGAGAUGAUGAAGAAGGUGAUGAUGCUGAAGAUGCCGCUGACAAUUACGUACCGGAAGAUCUCAUAUCACUACUAGACGGAGGAUUUAACAACGAGCACUCGGUGAUUAUCGAUGCUGCCGAUUCUAUGUUCUCUGAGGAUGUUUUUGGCUAUCCGGGUAUAAGGAGUCGCAGCAGUUCGUCACGACGAUUGACCAACGACCGAGACAGCGAAAGAUCAUCGGAGCGCGAUCGAGAUCGCGAUAGUUUCAGUCGUUGGCGCGAUCGUCAAUAUUAUGGGCCCAGACGUUGGCUUGAAACUGCUUUGAAAGAUUCUUGGGAAAAAGAUCCAGAUAUCAAAAAGAAAGAAUUAGCAUCACAAAGUCCCUUGUGGAUUUCGGAAGAACUCGAAUGGUGGAAUGAACGCAUAGAACAAGCACCUCGAUUUGUUCAAAUGGCAGCCCUUUACAGUGAAUUAAUAGCAAUAUCAUCAACGGGUCAAUUGUAUCAAUGGCGAUGGUCUGAUUCGGAGCCUUACAAACAUCCUGACAAUGCAAGUAUUCAUCACCCAAAAGCAAUUCCAUUGAACUUAGUUGGCGAGAAGAUAUUAAACAUAUCUGCCACUGCGAUUCGUUGUACAGUGAGUACUGAGACUGGCAAAGUAGCAACUUGGCUGGAUGAACAGUUGGGUAACGUUGCCUCAAGACUAGAGCACUCAGCACAAGCAUUCACUGAAUUUCAACUAGAUAAAAUUGUUUCAUUGCAUACAUGCUCACUUUAUACUGUCGCUCGACUUGAAACUGGUGCAUUGUACUGGUGGGGUGUUUUGCCUUUUGCACAAAGAAUAAAACUGUGGGAAAAGUACAAAGCAAAAUCUAGGAAGCAUCGACCAUCCACAGUAGUUACAUCUGAUAUAGCUUAUGGUAGCCAUGUAUGCAUGAAAAAUAGUCCAAUUUAUCAAUCUGGAGCAAUAGGUUUUACAAUAGCAAAUGGCGUACCAAAGGUAGGCCAGCUGCUAUCAGCAGUGUGGAAUCUUGACGCAGUGUGUCGAUUUAAAAUCCUUCCGGCAGGAGCUUUACCACCCAAUAUAACAACGGACAAAAGAGAGACAAACAGUAAUGGAUCAUCUAGUACCAGCAGUAAGACCAGUCACAAAGAAACUGCCGACAGAAUUGACAUGCCACCACCACCGUCACCUGCGUCUAGUACUUGCAGUGAUACGGGUAGUAUAACUACUAGCCACAAACGUCAAAAACGUAUGGCACCAAAAAGCGAAAACGAGCCAGAUCGCAAGGACGAAGAAGAUUGGCACUUAAAAGACGUGGUAUUUGUCGAAGACGUGAAGACACUUCCAAUAGGAAAAGUAAUCAAGGUUGACGGCUGUUACGUAGCAGUAAAAUUCUUCUCAAAAGAUGUGAAAGAAAAGGAGAAAGACAAAGAUUCAGAUACCGUGGCCGAAGAACCGACGAAACUCCUGGCUGAUUGUAGACUUCUUAGAAAAGACGAAUUAGUUGUAAUAAAGUCUUCAAUGAGUUCUCGAGCACCAGACUGUUUCCAGCGCACUCCGCGUCGCGUGAACAUCGUCGAGGGUACAAACGAAAAUCUUUUAACGAUAUCUACUGACGGCCAAGGUAUCCAUGCGAUCCUGCGCAGUGGAAGUAAAUUAAGCUACGUGAUUUACAAUAUCAGCACUGGACGGUAUGUUCAGGACUGUUACAUUCCAUCCGAUAUCUCAUCGUUCCUAGGCCUACAACCGCAAAACGUUAGCCUCACUAGUGCUGGAGAGAGUAAUGAAUGUUCAAUGUUACUGCGCGACGGCAACAAUACAAUAUAUCCACUAGCAAAAGACUGCGCUGAUGCGAUACGUGAUCCCAAUUGGCUUGACCUUGUGCCCGUAUUAUGCAUUGGUGCCUCCACCAUUCCAAUACCAAGUAUUCCUGCUAUGAACCUUAAGAGCCAAGUAGCUGUCAUUGCUUUUGCCUUCGAUAAUCUACUGCUUAUGCCUAGAAUUUUGAGAUGCGAUUAUGAUGGCGUUAAACAGAUCUUUGCUAAUUUGGAACAAGAUUUAAAAACAAAUACAUUACAAAUGCAAUCAAUCCUCAACGAGCGUUGUGAUGGUAAUCGUAAUAUUCUUCAUGCAUGUAUCAGUAUGUGCGCACCAACAUCCAAUAAAGAGAAUGAACAAGCAGGUAUAGAACAUGAAUUAGUGACGAAUACUGUAGAUGCCAGUUCUGCUCCGAUUGAAGAGCCGAUUCCAACUCUAAGCUGGCCUCCUGAAGCUUUCGACAAUACGUCUGGAGAAGAAGAUUCCUUGCUUGGCAUUGGAGCUAGUAGCAUCUCGAUGAUGAAUAAAAGUGGUUCAGCUGCAAAUAACACCUAUAUUAUAGACUUAGUUGAGAGACGUAAUAAUGCCUUACUAAUAUUGAAAUAUAUGUGUGAGAGUACAGUCUUAGCUCCUCAUCUCAAAGAAUUACUGUCUGCGAGAGACGCACAAAGCCAAACCCCAUUGAUGCUGUCAGUAUCAGUACGCGCUUAUCACGCGGCCCUAAUAAUUCUGGACACUAUUCAGCGUGUAGGCCGAGAUGCUAAAGAUUGUUCGUCAAUGAUUCUUCCAACAGACGCAAGUCCCGACUUAUCACCGCUUUUUGUCACAUGUUGUAACGACACUUGCAGUUUUACUUGGACAGGCGCAGACCACAUAAAUCAAGAUAUUUUUGAAUGUCGCACGUGCGGAUUAACCGGCUCUUUAUGUUGCUGCACAGAAUGCGCACGAGUUUGUCAUCGUGGUCACGAUUGCAAGUUAAAAAUUACGUCGCCAACAGCUUAUUGCGAUUGUUGGGAGAAAUGUAAAUGUAAAGCUCUUAUCUCAGGCCGACAAACCGCGAGAUACGAUCUUUUAUGUCGAUUAAUUACUAGCACAGAUUUAGCGACAAAAAUUAACUCUAGAGGAGAAUCAAUUUUAUUAUUUCUCGUACAAACAGUCGGCAGGCAAUCAAUUGAACAGAGACAAUUCCGUUCGGCACCAAGGCAACGUUCAACUUCGGCUAAUCGCAAAAAUCCAUCGUCAGAUGGUAUAGGAGCUGAUUCCGACAUGCCUGAUCAUGAUCUUGAGCCACCGAGAUUCAGUCGUCGUGCUUUGGAGAGAUUGUUGAACGAUUGGCCGGCAGUACAAUGUACCAUCAUGUCUGGAGUACAUGAGAAUUCAAAUGACCAAUUAUUCGGAGAUGAAGGUCAAGCUUGCAAGCAAAGUGGCACUGCUUUGUUGGAUAAAUUCACGCAUUCGCUGUUGGUUAAAUGUAGCGCUGAAAUGUUGGAUACUCUGUUGACUACUUUGAUUAGAGAGCUACAGAAUGAGAAUGUGCCUGGUAGACAAGAAGAGGCUAUCACAGUUGCUAGGAGGUUCGUUAGAUCUGUUGCAAGGAUUUUUGUUAUUUUCACUAUUGAAAUGGCGCCUAAUACCACGAAGAGAAGAAGCGCUAGCCAAGCAUCACAACCGUUGAUGAAAUGCCGCAGAAUAUUCCAAGCUCUGAUCAAACUAGCAGUAGAAGAACUUUGCGAAACUGCCGAUUCCUUAAUUGCGCCAGUCCGCUUAGGAGUUGCUAGACCAACAGCUCCAUUCACUUUAACUAGCUCUGCUAUCGAAGUCAUUAACGGCUCGGAAGAGUUAUUUUCUAUCGAGCCUCUUAUUCCUCAUAGUGACUUAAAUCCACAAAAUCUCGAGUCAACUCUUCAAGCUGAACAAGGAAAUAAUAACAUAUCUAUUGCUAGAGAUGUGUCUGCUAUGGAUGAAACUGAGCCAGGCGAAGAAGUACCAAUGGAUUUGGAUGGUGACAUAAGCGAACACGAAGAGUCAUCAGCACCAGUAAAUGCUCAACCAUUAGGUGAAGUCGACGCUAGUGCAGUUGUUGGAGAAGAACCAGCUGGCGAUGGCGAGUCUGACACUGAAUUAGAUUUAUUAGUUGAAGCAGAAACAGAAUCUGAUUCAGAUGACAACCACAGCAAUCAAGAUGCUGCAUCAGCUCAACGUAGUGUUCAAACAGGUGCUACUGCUGGUUCCGAUGGUGGUAUGAAUUCGAUUUUGUUGUAUCCUGAAGAUGAGUCUGGAGAAUCUAGCCAACAAGAAGACGAUGAAAGUGAAGCCGGCGAGACUGAUGAACAAGAUACUGAGGAAUUCCAAAUUGGGGAUGAACAACUUGAACGACGAAGCUCGUCGACCUCAACCAUGUUAAACUCACGUUCCAGUGGCUCGACGGGACAUUCAAACCGCAACAAUCUGGCACCAAUGUCAAUGCAAUGGGCAAUCCGUAAUCGCGAGUCAGUUACACGUGCAACCGGUCUUCGUGUCACCGGUAGUAGUAAUCUCGUAUUCAUCGAUCCAUCAUCACUACGACGAUCGACAACAACAUCAGCCGUGGCUGCUGGUCAAGAACCGAUUACAAUGGGUACCACUGCUAGUUGUCUUGCUCGGGCUUUUGGUAUUGUUAUUCGACAGAUCGCCGAUUUACUCACCAUGAUGCAAGAUUACAAGAUGGUCGCACCCCCAUUACCGAGGACUUUGGAAAUUGGUUUCUUGGAUGCCUUCAACUUACAGAUGUACUUGGAAGCACAUUUAAAACCAACUUGGGAUUGGUUGAUAACCGUGAUGGAUGCAACUGAAGCUCAAUUACGUUUCGGCGUAUCCUUGACCCGUAGCGCAGAUCCUACACACCCAGAACAUCCAUUAAAUAGUGCACCAUCACUCUCAGGUGGUAACUUCACUGGUCUUCUCAAUUCUGCAGCACUAUCUUUAUCGCUUCAAGGCAAUACAGGACGUAGCGCACGCACUGGAAUAUCUAGUGGUAGUGGCACUGGUAGUAAUAUAUCAACAACUCAGAAUCCAUCACGGGUCACCGUUGGAUUUUCCGGUAUCAGCGAGGCAUCGCGCAGCGGUAGAGAACGUGAGGGUGGUGAUGGACACUCGGCAAGGAGAGAAUUUUUGUCAUAUUGCUUAUCCUUGAUGAGAGCGCACAAUGCUGAGCACAGAGAUAGCUUGCCAGUACUAGAUGUUUCAGCGUUGAGACACGUGGCUUAUGUGUUCGAUGCUUUGGUUUAUUAUAUGAGGUCACUUUCAGAACCAAUUUCAUCAAGGGGAGAGACUUCACAUAAAGAACCUGCUGAUCCCACUUGGAAUGAUCAGGAUGAAAAUGAUAAUGAGGAAGGUGAAGAAGAUAAUAUACACACGAGCAAUACUAUGGAAACAGAUUCAGUCGAUUACCCUGACCUUCUAAACAUCCCAGGCAUAUCGAGUAACGCCACGUCAACACCUGCACCUAACAACACUAUGUCAUCUAAUUCAUCAGGGAAAGGCCGCAAGCAUCCAUUUCUCCAACGUUCGGAUUCUACGUUAUGCUUAGGUUGUCCAGCACUCGAUCCAUUCGACACAGCAAUGUCUGAAGCUCUACCACUUGCGGACCAACCUCAUUUACUGCAACCACACUCACGACGAGAAGAUUUAUUUGGUGUACCUCGACAUUCACCUGGUGGAUCUAGUAUUGAUGGUUUACCCACACGAUUGGGUUUGUCUACGAGAAAUGUCGAGGGACAGUUGAAUUCUAGCCUUAUGUUCGGUUAUACUGCCGAUCAGGCUAAAAGUAAUGAAAGGAGAGGUAAUGGUGCUGGAACUAGUGUAGAACCGAGUAAAUAUCAAGACAAACAAAAAGCUUUGACACAACAAACAGCUGAGCCACAACCAGUAGCUGCAGUUGUAGAGCAACAAACUGAUAGAGCUCCGAUCAUCGUUUCGCCAAACAAUCAAUUAAUGGACACAGAAACUAUCAGUACUGUACAAAAAUCAAACAAGGUCGAGCGUAGUGUGAUCGUUCGCGCCGGAAGCAGUAGCGCCUGUGCCCAAGACUCACAGAAUAAUGUAAAUAAACAACCGACUGUUGUAGCUACGGAGGUGCUGGUAACCGCCGUAACAACCGAAUCUUCAGUGGUCACAGCAAACGAGGAAAUUGUUGAUUUGGCAAUUUCACAAGACGUACAAGAUUCAGUUGAGGCGAGUCAACCACAGCAACAGCAGUCUAUAGUAUCAACAGCACCAGUGAGGGUACCAAUCUCAACAAUCGGUGCUAAAAUUUCGCAUAAUAUUUUGCUGGGUAGAUGGCGACUUUCUCUUGAUUUAUUUGGUCGCGUGUUCAUGGAAGAUGUUGGCUUAGAGCAAGGAAGUAUCGUCUCAGAAUUGGGAGGAUUUCCAGUGAAAGAAGCUAAAUUUAGGAGGGAUAUGGAGAAAUUAAGGAAUUCACAGCAGAAAGACAUCACAUUGUCAAAGGUUGAACGGGAUAGAACUCAACUCCUCGUUCAAACGAUGAAGGAAUUGAAUACGCAGUAUAACUUAUACAACAGACGAGCAUCAAACACACCACCGUUAGCGGUAAAUCGUGUUAAAGUCACAUUCAAAGACGAACCUGGUGAGGGUUCAGGUGUAGCAAGAAGUUUUUAUACAGCGGUAGCAGAAGCGCUCUUAGCUAAUGAGAAACUACCGAAUUUAGAAGCAGCACAAGUAGGUUCUAAAUACACACAGUACAACGUUCUGCAGAAACUUAAGAUUAAGGAUCGUGAUCGUGAUCUUCGAAGACAAAAUUCCCGUUCAUCCGGAAAAUGCCGAGAAUCCCGUCGCGCCUUAUCUUUCGAAGCGCGUUCAUUCCAUCCGUCAACAUCACUCGAAGGUUCAUCAUCAUCAUCUGGCAAUGCAUCAUCAUCGCAUCCAUCAUCAUUCGGGCAUGCAAACAACGAUCAUUUGACGAUGCAUCAGCAACAACUUGGUGAUAGAUUGUAUCCAAAAGUCUAUGCUUUGCGACCGACACAUGCCGAGAAAAUAACAGGCAUGUUACUCGAGAUGAACCCAGCGCAGCUGUUAAUGUUGCUCGCGUCGGAGGAGUCUCUAAGGCAAAAGGUCGAGGAGGCCUUUGAAUUAAUUCAUAGUCACAAUCAGGACCUUGCUAGCGAAGCACUUCUCGAUCUCGAUGUAUUUAGUCUUACUGAACGAUGUGGUGCUAAGAAAAAGAAUCAACUUGAAAAUGCAAUAAUCGACGACACAGAAGACAACGCACCAUUAUUCUAUUCACCAGGAAAACGCGGCUUCUACACUCCAAGACAGGGUAGAGGUAGUUAUGAGAGACUCAAUGCCUUUAGAAACGUUGGACGUCUUAUUGGUCUGUGCCUACUUCAAAACGAGUUGUGCCCUAUAUUUUUGAAUCGGCACGUAUUGAAAUACAUACUAGCCAGGCCGGUAAGGUUCCACGACCUUGCAUUCUUCGAUCCCGUCAUCUACGAGAGUUUACGACAGUUGGUUAUUGAUGCGGAAACUAAGGAUUCUAGUAAUUUGUUCCAAUUAGAUCUUACUUUUAGCAUUGAUCUGUGUCCUGAAGAAGGCGGUGGUUCAAUUGAACUGGUACCAACAGGUCGUGACAUAGAAGUGACAUCAAACAACGUAUACGACUACGUGCGUAAAUACGCCGAAGUGCGUAUGAUUAAAGUUCAAGAAAAAGCACUUGAGGCCAUCCGAGAAGGUGUCUUCGAUGUACUACCUGAAGGUGCACUCGAUGGACUUACUUCUGAAGAUUUGCGUUUACUUCUCAAUGGAGUUGGUGACAUCAAUGUUACGGUACUCAUCUCGUAUACGUCGUUUAAUGACGAAUCUGGUGAAUCGACCGACCGCCUUGUAAAAUUCAAACGCUGGCUUUGGUCCAUCGUCGAAAAAAUGUCACAUGUUGAGAGACAGGAUUUGGUAUACUUUUGGACGGGUUCUCCAGCAUUGCCAGCAAGCGAAGAUGGUUUUCAGCCGAUGCCAAGUGUAACAAUUCGACCAGCAGACGACGCCCAUUUACCAACCGCCAACACCUGUAUAUCCCGUUUAUACGUGCCGCUGUACAGUUCGCGUCACGUCUUACGGCACAAACUGCUACUCGCGAUCAAGACCAAGAAUUUCGGUUUUGUUUGAACGAUCUAUAUCCUAAAUUAUAGUAUACACACACGCGGCAAUUGGAUACUUGCUUUCUUACACGUUACCCUCGAUGCUAGUACAAACGUGUCACGCGCCAUUUUAACAAUAAAUUAACCGGAAUAACGAUAAGAAAAGCAUUUUUUAACGCGAUGUUGUAAUGGAAUAUUGUAAAAAAAUGAAAAAAAGACGAUAGUGAAGAAAGAAAAGUUUCUUAGCGCUAUUCCAAGCAUUUUAGGUUAAUAAAGCAAAGGGUGCUGUGACUAGAACUCGUUUCGUUUUUUAACUUGUUUUUAAUUGGGCCGUCGAAGCGUUAUUAAAGGACUCGAGGGUAACGCUGCAUAUAGCAAGUUUUCCGAUUUCAUCUCCCUUCCUCUUUUCGCCUUUUGAACGAAUAUCGUGAAUGGAAUUAGAUGAUUGAAAUGGUUACGUGUUGUUAUAUCUUAUUUUCUUUAUCUCUAUGUCUACUCUCUUCCCCCUUCUCCCUCUGUCUUUCCUUCUCCUAUCUCUCUCUCUCUCUCUCUAUCUUUUUCUUCUAACUUUCUUCCUAGGAAAAAAGUUUAUAACAUUUAUAAAUUUAUAAGGUGUAAUUAUGCUCUAUGAAACAGCCGUUAUGCGAUGUACGGUGUUGUCGCUUCGCUCGUCUUGAUUAUUAAGGUUUAAGUUUAUCAUCAAGGAAAAAAAGUGUCAUAUAUAGCCUUUAUAUAGUGAAUCCCCGAUAUUUAAAAUAAAACUUUCGCUGAAAAUCAAAUAACGGAUUUAUUGCAAACAAAGAUCCAAACAAAACACGAGUAUCAGUUGUUUUUCUCUCACGUUUUCUUUUUGUUUUUUUCCCUAUUAUAUUUAAUCCGCUUUGAGUAAUUGAUGGAAUAUUGCUCAUUGCAGAAGUUGGGAAAAAAAUUGUUUUCUUUUGUUAUUACUAUCAAAUGUUUCUGAGAUAUCAACAAGCCUGCAAUAAAUGAUAAAAUUGUUAUAAAAAUAUUUGAUUUUAAAAAACAUACGUAGUGUUUUUUUUAGAACUACAUAUGCUGCAACAUAAUAUGCUAUUUUACAAUGACUAUGAAAAAAAAAGAAAUUAUUUUUGUUUUUUUUUUUUAUCCAGAAACAUUUUACUCAUCGUCAUCUCAUUUAUUUAACCGUACGAGAUUAAAGAGUAUGACAGCAUAUUUGUUAAAUUAAUUGUAAUUAACUAGGUGCAUAUAAACUUUCUUCAUAGACGUAAAUCCCAAAUUUAUGUUAAGCUAGGGGUGAGAAAAAUUUAUAAAAAUCAAUGGAAAUAAAGAGAAACUUGAUUUUUACAAUUAAAAAUUUCUUUUUAUUAGGCGUGUAAUAAUUGUAACAUAAGUCGUUGACAAGAAUGCGAAAUUUUGUUUUUCUUCGUCGAAAAAUGUUUCGCGCAUAUACAUAUUAAAGGGGCAGAUAAGCGUUUGCUCACGCAUCGAUAAUUUUUUUUCUUAUGUUACGCACCACCUUAGACAAAAAAACAAAAAAAUACGGAAUCGUACUACACAAGCGAGGUGUAGAAAAUCGUUAAACUGGAAUUCCAAAUAAAUGCACGACGAAACUAAAAAAAAGGAAGAACCAAUUUUGAAUACGUAUUAAUAAAAAAACCA